GCUCGGGUAGGGGGGCUGCCAGUGAGAGCAGCUCAGUCAUUUCAGUGCAACACACCUUUAUUGAGAAGUGCCAGGCUAGAGGCAGGGGACCCAAAGCUUCAAGGAGCACGUUGUCCAAUGGGGGAGACACACCCAGAGCUGCUGAGUGCAGUAAAGCACUAGGCCGGGCAUGAAACAGGGGCGCCGGGGAUACAUCCGAAGGCACAGUGCCUUUUGCCUGCUGGGCAGGGAGGGAGAGGCAAACAGGCUGAUGACACAGGGAAGAGAAAGGCGGGUGGCUCAGAUGAGGCCCUGAGAGGUGGCUCCUUGUCCUUCUCACAGGACCAGGUUGGGCUGGAUAUGGGGCUUGGGAUGGACAAGACUUCAAGCCAGCACGGGGAAGUUGAGGGAGUAUUACAAGAGGAAUAGAGAUACCUUGAGUGUGCUCUUCCCUCUGUCCUUGACUGUGUGACCUUGGGCAAGUUCCUUCCUCUUUCAGGUCUAUAAGUUCUUUGUUCAUAAAGGAGGGGGCUUAGGCAGAAUGUUUUCCAGUGGCUCCUCUACACUUGUCAGAAGUAGUGCGAAGUAGCGCCCUCCUCUUCAUUUCUGCUUUCCCAAAGGUGAAGGAGCUGGGGAAUUCCGUGGAGGCUUGGGAGGCAUGGAGAGAGGGGAACCAGGUAGAAGGCAAAGUUCCGGGCAGGGACUGGACCACCACCCUGAGUCCUUAUGAAUGAACACAGCUUUUCCGGUUUCCAGAGUGUUCUCCUAACACAGCCAUAUUGAGAGAAGAGUCUACAAGGGAGAAACUGAGGCUCAGAGAAGUUCGGGGGCAUUUUUUUGAGGAUCAUGUUCCAGAGGUUAUGUGGGGACAAAACUUGCUCAGGAUGUGGAAAGUGUUGCUGAGGACCAGACGCUGGAGCCUGCAGCAGUGUGUGGCAGGCUGAGUACACGUGGGGUGUUGUUAGACAUUUGUGGUGGCGCCCGGGCCACAGAAUGAGAUAGAAGAAAUAGCCCCGGGCAAUGAGAGAACAAGCUAGGGGGUCUGGGGCUGAAGAUAGCGUCCCCUAGUUCCUGAGGCAUGGACGGAGGCCCGCACGGCCUCUGAGCUCUGCUGUGCCAGCCCUGCGGUACCUGGGCUGCGGAAGUUCCUGCCCGAAAGCUGCCGUCAGCAGGCGAGCUGCCAGCUUUCCAUGGAGGCUCCGGGAGCUGCUCCUGGUUUGUGGCUGGGCCUGCCUUUCUCCCCGCAGUGGGCGCCCGACCUUGAUGGCCAGCAGGCUUUGAGGCCCAGGCUUUCCGCCAACAGCAACAGGCUCCUGGCCAGGCCGGGCAAGGGGGCCUCAGCGGGAAAAGCUGCUUGCUCUAGCUCUGCUCCACUCAGAGGCCGUGAGGGUGGUCCCAGGCAGGAUGCCUCACUCCUUGGGGACGUGCCCUGGAGCCUCCUGGUGUCCAGCUCACGGGCAUCUCAUCCGCAGAAGUACAAUGCUGAUUAUGACCUGUCGGCCCGGCAAGGGGCGGACACCUUGGCCUUCAUGUCUCUGCUGGAGGAGAAGCUGCUCCCCGUGCUGAUACACACUUUCUGGGUGGACACCAAGAACUACGUGGAGGUGACCCGGAAGUGGUACGCGGAGGCCACGCCCUUUCCCCUGAACUUCUUCCUUCCCGGCCGCAUGCAGCGGCAGUUCGUGGAGCGGCUGCAGCUGCUGUGCGGGGAGCACCGGCCCGAGAACGAGGAAGAGCUGGAGAAGGAGCUGUACCACGAGGCCCGGGAGUGCCUGACCCUGCUCUCGCAACGCCUGGGCGCCCAGAAGUUCUUCUUCGGAGACGCCCCUGCCUCCCUGGACGCCUUUGUGUUCGGCUACUUGGCGCUGCUGCUCCAGGCUCAGCUGCCCAAUGGAAAGCUGCAGGCCCACCUGCGGGGGCUGCAGAACCUCUGCGCCUACUGCACCCACAUCCUCAGCCUCUACUUCCCCUGGGAUGGAGCUGAGGUGCCGCCCCCCCGCCCGACGCCUGCGGGCCCGGACACGGAGGAGGAGCCCAACCGGCGGCGGAACCAGAUCCUGUCCGUGCUGGCGGGCCUGGCGGCCAUGGCGGGCUACGCCCUGCUCAGUGGCAUCGUCUCCAUCCAGCGGGCGACACCUGCUCGGGCCCCAGGCACACGGUCCCUGAGCAUGGCUGAGGAGGAUGAGGAGGAGUGACCUGUCCUCACACCUGCCCCCCGACCCCGGGACUGACUUUUCUACUGUCGUACAUUCCAGAGGCCCCGUCCUCGGCAGGGCUAGAAGUGGGGGUGCCCCUCCCACAAUAAACCACACUGACCGGAA
Molecule: messenger RNA, 2300 nt
Organism: Enhydra lutris kenyoni (northern sea otter)
Lineage: Eukaryota; Metazoa; Chordata; Mammalia; Carnivora; Mustelidae
Product: metaxin 1
Exons: 5
Coding region: 1170-2174 (334 amino acids)
Biological process (GO): mitochondrion organization
Cellular component (GO): SAM complex
Source: RefSeq, a predicted model, not a curated record